Messenger RNA from Chenopodium quinoa (quinoa), 1309 nucleotides. RefSeq lists its product as uncharacterized. The transcript has 7 exons. The record is from RefSeq and is a predicted model, not a curated record. The coding region runs from base 202 to 1023 and encodes 273 amino acids. Lineage: Eukaryota; Viridiplantae; Streptophyta; Magnoliopsida; Caryophyllales; Amaranthaceae.
AAAACUGCGCUACAUGAAAGCCUGAAUCAAGGCAACCAAACUCCCAAAGACCUAAAGAUGGUCUAAGCAAAAAAAUUUCCCAAUUUCAUACUCUGAAUCUAAUUGAUUCAUCCAAGCAGGAUUGCAGAAAAAAGUCUCAAUUUUUUUCAUCGAUUCUUUAAUUUAUUGAUACUCCAUUGAAAAAGAACAGAAUUUUCAUCAAUGCAGGCGCUACCCAGAUGCCGCAGCUUAUUAAUUUCGCGGAAUUCGCUUAAUUUUUCAUCAACACAAUUUGCUUCUUUUCAUUCAACUCCAAUUUUCAAUGAAAAAUGGAAGAAAAAAUGGAAUUCUGACUUCAACGGAGGCCAACAACCAUCUAAAAAUUAUGCCCGAUAUGUGACACGCCAAAAGCGAGCUGAUGCAAAGAAGGCACUUUGGGGUCUCUUAUCUGAAUAUGGGGAGUCAGGAACUUCUUCUCGGAAAGAUGAACAGAAAGCAUAUGGAGCAAAUAAUUGGGACACGGACAGUGAUGAAAAACCAAGAAACUCUACAAAUAAAGGACGAUCAAAGUCAGACUCUCGUGCUCAAAAGAUUCGCAACCAUAGAAUGAGACGUAAGUUUCGAAAAGGAUUUGCGUCUGAAGACGAUGAUGAUCAUCCUGAACAUAUCUUUCAAGCUUCUUUUGGAAAUAGAUGGUAUUCAUGGUCAUGGGCAGGAACUUCUCAUAGAUCAACUCCUCCUGGUUUUGACUGGAGAGAAUCAUAUUACAAUACAAGGGAUCAUCAGAAAGAAUGGAAAACAGCAUAUGAAUCUGAUUUAGAAGACGAAGCUUUUAAUGUCGGAUCACGUUCAGAUAGAGCCGUACUUGGUCUACCGCAAAAUGGUCCUCUGAAGUUGAAAGAUGUGAAAACUGCUUUUCACUCGUCGGCACUGAAGUGGCACCCUGAUAAACAUCAAGGUUCUUCACAGGCUGCAGCUGAAGAAAAAUUCAAACUGUGCGUGAACGCAUAUAAAUCGUUGUCCAGUGCACUCUCUGGGGCAUGAGCUGGUUGUUCUAUUUUUGAGUUCAUUGUACAUUAACUGUUUCUUGACAUCCAUGGCUUUACUUUAGGAAAUAAAUAGAGAUGUACAUUAUUUAUGUCAAUAAUAAGCUCUAUUUUUUACGACGUUAUUCUGCUGAACAAGAAUGUCCCCAAAUGCUGCAUCUCUAUGCUCAGGCAACUCGGUUAGCUUAUGGGGUGCCUUGCAUCGGUUUUGAAGCGGGCAAGCGGGUAAUACUUCGACAUUUCCUUAAAUGUAGCUUACCAUAAUAGAUUUGAUAGUUGAUACU